Molecule: messenger RNA, 2737 nt
Organism: Triticum dicoccoides
Lineage: Eukaryota; Viridiplantae; Streptophyta; Magnoliopsida; Poales; Poaceae
Product: probable indole-3-pyruvate monooxygenase YUCCA11
Exons: 5
Coding region: 1325-2476 (383 amino acids)
Molecular function (GO): NADP binding; flavin adenine dinucleotide binding; monooxygenase activity
Source: RefSeq, a predicted model, not a curated record
UACACAUGCCAUGCAUGAUCUAGCUUUCUCUCCCUCAGAUGAAAUAGUUUCGUGGAGCCGAAAGGUUGUCUGGAUUCCAACAGAAACUAAUUUUGGACGGCGAAGCCCUACCGGAUAGCUGACACCAUAUGUGUGCAACCCCGUAGAGAGGUCGUAGGUUCGAUCUUUUGCCUGAGGGGCUGUUCGAGGGCCUCCCGGAGGGCUGUUCGAGUGACCGUCCGAGUUUCUGAGAGUGGCUCCUGAAGGGUUGUCUGAGUGACCGUUUGAAUUUCUGAGAGUGGCUCCUGAAGAGCUGUCCGUGACAUCGUCCGAGGGACUGUCCGACCGCCUUCCGAAGGCCUGUCCGUGGUAUAGAUGACGGAGAACAUCCUCGCAGUUGGGAGGUUGUAAAUCCUACCUGCGGGGAUCUGCAUCGACGAUCUACAUCGACUCUACUUCCGCUGCGCCACGAGUCGAUUAUGGGUCACUCGGAAAGGCAUCAAGGAAGAGCGACGCGUUAAGCUACAGAAUUAUGCUCCCACAGACCCUAUGUUUGGUGCACAACUAACACUUAGGCAGUGGGUUUAUUCAUCGGGCAUUUCCUGCAGAACUUGUCCAAGUUGUUGAUGGUCAGCUUCUGCAAGGUUCCUCUCUUCCUUGCUGCAACCGGGACGGUUGUUUUCUAGCGUCGAUCUUCCAAUUGGGAUUGAUCUGCUCUAGCUACUUGCCUGGCCAGAGGAUGACUAUGAGCGAUGUGGUUGUUACGCUCAAGAAGAUCAAAGUUGAGUACACCAAACUAAUACAAUUGGGAUUCGCAACGUUCAUAAGAAAAAGAAAAAAACAUUACAAAAAAUUCUGAACAUAACCUUAUCUUAUUUUAAUUUGUAGUUAGUGUAAUUAGAAGCAUUUCCCUGCAAAAAUAAAAUAGAAGCAUCAAAUAUGGCCUAAAUAUAUCUGAAUCUUAUUGUGAAUUUAGACGGGAAAUGUAACAGAACGGAGUUGUGUUUCCUACCAAUUUUGUAUCCAGAUUGGAUUUCACAAUAAAUGUGGUAUUUAUAAUUCUCUAAUUAUUGAAGGGAAUAUGACAUACUGAGUUAGUGUGCACCAAAGUUUACCCUUUUUGCAUCCCAUAAUAAAAACAUGUGUUUUUUUUACUUUCACAACAUAGACAUGUUCAAAAAACAGAAUUGCCAUGUGAAAAUUUUAAAUUUAUGUAUAAGCCUCAUAUGUAGGUGCUCUUCCCAAUAUUCUAUCAAGGGAGCAAAAUAUACCUCGAGUUACUAUGGAGUGUCCAUCCUACAUACAUAUGUAAUCUCACAUAUUCAUACGCUCUGUUGUUGUAGUGAUGGAGGAGGUCGUAGUUUUGAUUGUGGGCGCAGGGCUUGCAGGGCUCGCAACUGCAGCAUGCCUUAGCCAAUUCUCCAUCCCCUAUGUCAUCGUUGAGCGUGAGAAUUGCAGCGCAUCACUAUGGCGCAACCGCAUGUAUGACCGGCUGAAGCUACAUCUAGCGAGGGAAUUUUGUGAGUUGCCACACAUGCCGUACCCAGCAGAUACCCCAACAUACAUACCAAAGAACACUUUCAUCAAGUAUGUGGAUGACUACAUUGAGUGUUUCACUAUCCAUCCGAGGUAUCUCACUGUUGUUGAGUCAUCCACAUAUGACUUCAAUGGAAAAUAUUGGUCUAUCAUGGCGCGCGACAUGGCAAAGUGCACAAUAGUUAAUUACAGGGCGAAGUUUCUUGUUGUGGCAAGUGGUGAGAAUAGUGUUGAGAAUAUUCCAGUGGUCCCUGGCCUGGAAAACUUCUCGGGUGUGGCCAUCCACUCAUCAUGUUACAAGUCAGGCAUCGACUACUCCGGGAGGAAUGUGUUGGUCAUCGGAUCUGGUAACUCUGGGAUGGAGAUCGCCUACGACCUUGCUUCUCAUGGUGCCAAUACUUCUAUAGUUAUACGAAGUCCGAUUCAUGUAAUGACAAAGGAAUUAAUCCGACUAGGGAUGACACUUGUCCAUUAUCUUCCACUAAAGAUGAUAGAUGGUCUCCUUUUGAUGAUGGCAAAUUUCGUAUUCGGGGACCUCUCUAGGCAUGGCAUCACAAGACCAGAAAAUGGUCCACUUGUCCUGAAGUCGGAAACUGGUCGAUCCGCAGUGAUUGAUGUUGGCACCAUAGGGUUAAUCAAGAAUGACAAAAUUAAAGCUCAUGGAAGGAUUACUAAGAUCAAAGGAAAAAUAAUUGAAUUUGAAGGUGGGAAGGAAGCCUCCUUUGAUGCCAUUGUGUUUGCAACCGGAUACAAAAGCACAGCAAAUUCAUGGCUCAAGAAUGAUAAGGACAUGCUAAAUAGCGAUGGCUUGCCCAAGAAGGAAUUCCCUAAUCAUUGGAAAGGGGCAAAUGGGCUCUAUUGUGCCGGGUUAGGGAGAAGGGGAUUGGCUGGUAUUGCCAUGGAUGCUAAGAACAUCGCCAAUGACAUUAAACGUAGCAGACUCUAUGUGCAGCUAAAUUAGCAUUUAUAUGUCUUCUUUUUUUUUUUGAAGGGAAGCAUUUAUAUGUCUUCUACUAGGAGAAAAGUGUUGGAUUCCUACAAUUUAUCCAUAAUAGGUUCGAUCAGAUGCUGCAAAAUUUAGUUCAUGUCAGAGUCCUAUAUGAUACUCCCUUCGUUCCUAAAUAUAAGCAUUUUCAGAGAUUUCAAUAUGGACUACAUACGGAGCAAAAUGAGUGAAUCUACACUAUAAAAUAUGUCUAUAUACAUUUGUAUGCAGUCCAUA